Exophiala xenobiotica is the source of this 2775-nucleotide messenger RNA. RefSeq lists its product as uncharacterized. The record is from RefSeq and is a predicted model, not a curated record. Gene Ontology annotation, cellular component: nucleus; CAF-1 complex. Bases 383 to 2572 code for a protein of 729 amino acids. Gene Ontology annotation, biological process: nucleosome assembly; DNA replication-dependent chromatin assembly. NCBI's taxonomy places the organism in Eukaryota, Fungi, Ascomycota, Eurotiomycetes, Chaetothyriales, Herpotrichiellaceae. The transcript has 6 exons. Gene Ontology annotation, molecular function: protein binding.
CGGAGAAGCAACCAGCUAUACCAUCUGCACCGCACCCAAACCAUUUACUUCUUUCCAUGCCGGCUUCAUAUUGCCGUUCGUUUCAUCUCGAAGUACUAGUACUCUACAGUUGAUCUCGAAGCCUCUGCCUUUCUCGUCUUCAAUACCACGGCACCCCCAACUCACUGGCCUCUCUAAGUCCUACAUCUUUGCCGACCCAGCUACCGUCUGCUGCUGCAUACUCCGAUCGUCCACUCUCACCGUUGUCGAUCACUGUCUUUGUUUGAAAGCUCUGCACAUCUGACAACCACCAAACCAUAGACCCUUCAGAUUUACAAUACUGACCUGGCGAUUUUGACUGUCUUCAACACGUUGGCCUGCAAGGCCACUCACCAAUGCAAUCAUGAAGGCCGGUCCACUUCUCAUAACAUGGCACAACGAUAAUCAGCCCAUCUACUCUGUCCACUUUGACCCUCGCGGAAAAGGCAGACUGGCAACUGCUGGAAAUGAUAACAAUGUCCGAUUAUGGAGCAUUGAAGCUCAAGGAGAAGAGCGAAAAGUUACAUACCUCUCGACACUCACAAGACAUACUCAGCCUGUAAAUGUCGUCCGAUUCUGUCCCAGAGGGGAAAUGCUAGCCUCAGCCGGAGAUGAUGGCAAUGUCCUCCUUUGGGUCCCCUCCGAGUCAGCAAUAACGACCCUGACCGAAGAACACGCCGAUGACAAGGAAACAUGGAGAAUAAAGCAUAUGUGCCGGACAUCCAGCGGAGCUGAAAUAUACGACUUGGCUUGGUCUCCUGAUGGUCAAUAUUUCAUCACUGGCGGAGUUGACAAUACUGCCAGGAUUUUCAAUGCACAUACUGGUGCUAUGAUACGCCAGAUCGCAGAGCACAACCACUUCGUACAGGGAGUGGCCUGGGAUCCUCUCAACGAGUUUGUUGCUACGCAGUCGUCAGACCGCUCGGUGCACAUAUAUGCUCUGAAGCUCAAGGACGGGACACCAACACUCUCUACACAUGGUAAAUUCAACAAAGUGGACCUACCUGCUCGACGAAUAUCUUCGAACAGUCCGGCUCCUGCAGAUCUACCACAUCGAUCAUCGAGCGCAAACGCAAACAAUCUAUCCAUUGCCUCUCCAGCACCUUCAAACCCCGGCACGCCUCUUACUACACCACUUCCGAUGGAUCCGCCUAUGAUCACUUCCAGCCGACGCUCGUCCUUCGGCUCGUCACCAUCGUUCCGCCGAUCUGCUUCUCCUGCACCCUCGCUGCCAUUGCCUGCCGUGAGGCCAGAAAUCUCCUCACCCAGUCUCAAUGCAGCCAUGGGAUUAGCAGUCAAAAACACAAACAUAUAUCACAACGAAACGUUAACCUCUUUUUUCCGACGACUCUCAUUCUCUCCAGAUGGAAGCUUACUGUUCACUCCCGCCGGACACUACAAGCAAGCAUUUCCAAGUACGGGCGAUCCGACAAAGCCCAGUGAAGACAUCUCGAAUACUGUCUACAUAUAUACGCGAGCUGGCUUCAACAAGCCUCCUGUCGCACAUCUGCCUGGCCACAAGAAACCGUCCGUCGCUGUCAAAUGUUCUCCUAUUCUCUACACCCUCCGCUCAACCACCAAACCAACCAACCACAUCACUAUUGACACAUCCUCGGCCAGUGAAGAGAUCCCCCUGUUGCCUGAGGCUAUUACAGCGCCGACACCUUCGUCGAUCAUGGAACCGCCAUCCCUCUCGUCUGCAACAUCUGUCCCUGAGCCAAUGUCAGCACCUUCACCGAGAACCGUAACAGAUUCAGACCCCAUCAACCCUUCACCAACUCCUGCUUUCGCCUUGCCAUAUCGAAUGGUCUAUGCUGUGGCUACUCAGGACGCCGUCUUUGUCUAUGAUACUCAACAAAUGACGCCUCUCUGCGUCGUUAGCAAUCUUCAUUAUGCAACGUUCUCGGACUUGACGUGGUCGAAUGAUGGCCUGACAUUGCUUAUGUCCUCAACCGAUGGAUAUUGCUCCACACUGGCUUUUUCACCUGGUGAACUCGGACAGGUCUAUACUGGACCUCAUCCAACCUACAACCACCCUGUUGUCUCAACAUCCAUUCCCCUUCCGACAUCAUCAGCCAAUUCUACUCCCAUGCCAACACCUACAGCAACAGCAUCUCCUUCAUUGAUCAAAGCAUCUCCAGUCCCUAUACCGCCAUCUCAUCAAUCUCCUGCUCCAUUUAUUAUUCGCCCCGGAAGUCCAGCCAGAUCGAAUUCUCAGUCUUCAAUAGCAACGAUGGCCUCGAUACAGACUACUGGGCUCCAAAACAACCCGACCCCUACUAUGGGCCAUGUGCCUCUGGUGACAGCUGCUAACUCAGGCCCACCUGUCGCCAUACCACCGAUGUCAACUCCACCACAAACUCCAGCAAGUGUGCAUGGUGGUCAUCAUUCCGCCGCAAGCUCUAUAAGUGGCAGUGUACUAGGCAAGAGGGACGUGGGAGCAACGAGUGAAAGUGAGAAGGAAGAGAGCAAAACUAAGAAGAGAAGAAUAGCGCCGACUCUUGUUGGACCUUCGGGUUCAGCAGAACCUUCAAAAGAAGACGAGAGGUCUUAGGCGCAGGUUCGGGUUCCUUUUGUCUUGAAAGGUGGAAUUAUUCCAUUGUAUUAUGCCCAAUUUGCCCAAUACGGCUAUUUAUCUUCGAGCAUGGCGUUGGGAUUGCAAACAGAGGUUGGCCACUAUGGGCCGCGGGAAGGUCGGUCUUUGUUAUCUUUAAAGGACAAAGCUCUCAGAAAAUGAAGCAGUGCGCAACGUAACAG